GGCUAGAGGUUUCUCUCUCAACCUUGACGCCAGCCGGCAGUCCGUCCGCUGUAACUCUACUCGAGCGUCAAUUUCUGCCGGGCCGACACGUCGCAUCCCACACGGAUUCAACAUGGGCAGCGUGCUCUUCUGGUGCAUCGCGGUCAAUGCAGCUGCGGCAGGCUGCGGUCGACGCCUCCUCCGUUCCCGGGUGAUUGGGCUGAUGGCAACGAAAGACGACGCGAAGGUGAUGGCAGAGUGGCUGGAGCAUAACAUGGGUUCGCUGGCUGGGCUCGCCGUGUUUGACUCAUCGCGUGGGACGGAGACGCAGUCGGUGAUUGAAGCGUACGUGACGCGCUGCGGCGCCAACAUCACGUACCACCGCGAGGACGAGCUCGCGGCGCCACUGGUCUCGCAUUCGGACCAGGCGGUGCGGUACUGGCCGCUCCGCGCGCUCCGCGAGCGCUGGGGCGUCGGGCGCUGGGUGAUGGUGGCGCACGCGGACGAAUUCUGGUACCACGAGCCGGAGUUGGUGGCACGCGCUGCGGACACGCGCAUGGAAGCGGGUUUGAUGCCCCGCUGUCAGGUCGUCUCGUGGUACGCGCCGCAGGUCGUGCCCCACCCUUCGGAGUAUGAGCGCUACAUAAGGUCCAGGCGCCAACCGGUGCAGACGCUCUUUCAGCAUUUCCACACGGACGCGCCGGGCGAACUCGUGAAGUUGGAGGCGCGACUGUUCCUCGACGACGGUCGCGACUAUGUUGCGAACUCGACUGCACGACAGGGAACUGUACCCGCCGGCCUUACACCCUGUCGCCUGACGGGCCCGGCUUACCUGCACUACAAGGUAGUGGACCCGGACCCGGCAGUAUAUGACUCACAGGGCCGGCACAGGUCGCAUUGGACUGGACACGGCGCGCCCGGCGUCGGCUUCGGGCAUGACGUGUCGUCGAUCCGAGAUUUUUUCGUCGAACACUUCCGUCGCUUCACCCGCGUGUACCGGUUUGAAGGCUGCCUCUCGGCGCUGGUCCCCGAAUUUCCAGGGCUCGCCGACUUUGAGCCGCUACGAGUCGACCGCGUUUGGCCACUCGCGGUGGGAGAUGGCACCGCCUGCCCAACAACACGGCUCCUCGUCGAGGUCGACGCCGCGGCGGCUGCCUACGACCAGUGGCGCGCGUCGCACUUCGACCGGCGGUUCGCCGGCGUGCGUCGCUGUCGCGUGGGCGGUCUAGAGUACCGCAUCGCGGGCGGCCAUAAGCGCCUCGGCAACUGCGUCUCGACGGUUGACCACCACGCCGUCGGCUUCGACGCCGCGCCCGUGGUGCCGUUCGUGUGCCCGAGGGGCAAGCUCCGGAUCCUCGGCGAGCCCGGGUCCCACAGCGAGAAGCACGUCUGCGCGCUCGACGCGCUCAUCGCGCAGCCGCGGCCCUGCGUAUUUAUCUCGGUCGGCAGUUCGGGGAACUUCGUCUUCGAGGCGGAGAUUGCGCGCCUGACACCGGCCCGGUGCGCGAUCGAGACGUUCGACUGCACCGGCACUUGGUCCGUGCCCAAGGCGCUUGUCGGGCGGGUUCGCCUUCACCAGGUCUGCCUCGACACCGUCGACCACUGGGGUCCGUCGCCGGCGACGUCGGAGCACCUCCGGCGGAUGAUGACGCCGCCCGCCGUCGAAUUCCUAAGUUGGCCGUCGCUCCUUCGGCGCGCCGGAUUGCCACCCGGCGUCCCACCUACCUUUCUGAAGAUGGACUGCGAGGGCUGCGAGGCGACGUUCUUCCGCGCGCUCGCGCGCGCACCGCCCGCGCUCCGGCAGACGCUGCCACCUCAGAUCGCCGUCGAAGUCCACUACCCCUUCAGAGAGGACAAAUGGGCGGCAUUCUUUCGUCGUGUCUCGCCGUUUGCACGCUGGCCGCUCGAAGAGUUUGUCGCCGAGCUCCGCGCCGAACUCGGAUACUUCAUCGCGGACCGAAACGACUGCGCCCCACAAUGCUGCUCCGAACUGCUUCUCGCAAGGACUCUCGCCCCCCCGGCACCGUCGACGGCGAUCAUGUCCGCCGCGUUAGCGCGCGACGACACGAGAUGCCCGCCGGGCCCGCGAGGCGGCGUCGCCGCGCUCCAGGCGCUCGAGCUCGGAACAGGGGAGGCGGAUGUGCUGCUCUCAAUCGUAUUGCCCACGUACAACGCGCAACCGGGCGACGUACGCCGGCACGUCGUGGCCGUCGCGCGCGCGUCGCGCUCUGCCGUGGAGCUCGUCGUCGUCGACGACGGCUCAGCGCCGGCGCUUACGCCCGCGGAGGUCGGGCUGGAUCGCACUGCAUCGAAGAUUCGCUACAGGUUCGCCCGUAUUACGGUCGACAUUCCCUGGAACGUCGUCGGCGCGAAGAAUCUCGGUGCAGCCCUCGCGCGUGGCCGGUGGCUCCUGUUCCUCGACGCCGACAUCGUCGCGCCCGCCGGCGCCAUCGACGCUAUGGUGGGUCGACUCGAGGCUGGGGGUGAUCUCGCGGCUGGCGACGCCUGGGUGUUCGCGCGGCGGCAGGCCGGGGGCCAAAUCAUGGCCCGAGGACCGCACCCGGCUGUGGUACUCCUCCGGCGCUAUGACUUUUGGGCACGCGUCGGAGGAAUGGCCGAGGACUUUGCCGGGUCAUGGGGCACGGAAGACACCCUCUUGAAAAUGCAAGUGAAACUCUUGACACCUCGCCCCACCUUCGAGCCCGGCAUCGUUCUUCCCGUCGCGCCCAAAGUCAUUCUUGACCAGCACCGCUUGCGCUCGAGACCAAAUUCCACUGGAAAACCUGCGCGCAAUGGCACGCGCAACCGGUUGCUUCUCAUCGAUCUCACGAGAGAACGUGUCGAAAAUAGCGCCACCUAUGACCCGCUUGUGCAGUGUGUCCUCCGAUUCCCGUACGAGCUCUUCGAAGAAGGUGGCGCGCCGGUAGUACUGGUCAACGCCAAGGUGCGCCGCGUGUCCACGUCAGCGACGACAGUGUAUUGGACCGUCGUCACUACUGUGCUUUUGUUCAUCGUCAUGAGGUGCUGGAACGCACGCAAUAUCCACUGAGAGGGGACUGAUGGAUCUUGUCCCUGUCGGCGAGCCUCGUGGCCCUCAGCGCCACGUCUCUCAAUUAUGAUACCGGAAUGCGAACCUUGGCUGCCCACAUUCCUGCAAAGUGUUAUGGGGCACAUGAGACAGCUGAAAGCUAGGCCAUCCUAGAAACAAAAUCAACAUCCAACUUUGUGUAUUAUCCGAGUCGGCUCCGGUGAACAUACCAUCGGAAACUUACCACUGGCAAGGAAAUCAAGAAAUCGAGCCGCCGCGCGAAGGCAGCAAACCCUGCGCGAGUGCGCCCACGACCCGUCGCGGGCGAAACAAUUCUGGAACGUGGUGCUAGAAAACCGAUGUUACCAACCCCGGGGGCCCUGGCUUCAGGCAGGUUCAUCCCGGGGCCCGAACCUGUAUGCAUGUGUAGUGAACAAGGAUCUUUCCAACAAUUUAGAGGAG
Pelagomonas calceolata is the source of this 3469-nucleotide messenger RNA. NCBI's taxonomy places the organism in Eukaryota, Pelagophyceae, Pelagomonadales, Pelagomonadaceae. The record is from the annotation of a GenBank genome assembly.